Messenger RNA from Rhagoletis pomonella (apple maggot), 627 nucleotides. RefSeq names its product protein ALP1-like. The transcript has 4 exons. Bases 1 to 627 code for a protein of 208 amino acids. NCBI's taxonomy places the organism in Eukaryota, Metazoa, Arthropoda, Insecta, Diptera, Tephritidae. The record is from RefSeq and is a predicted model, not a curated record.
AUGAACCGCACUAGUUUUGAAACACUCUGUGGCUUCCUUAAAAACCUGCACAAAGCCGACACAAACUGGCGCAACGCGAUUCCAUUGCAAAAACGCGUUGCGAUAGCUCUAUUUACGCUGGGAUCGUCUGGAGAGUACAGAGUGGUUUCCGAACUAUUUGGUGUUGGAAUAUCGACCGUGUGCACAAUCUUGUGGGAGUUUUGCGAGGAAGUCUGGCAAGCUUUGUCAGCGCAAUACAUAAAGAAAUUACCACCGACUCCACAAACUUUAAAAGACUGUGUUGAUGGUUUUGACCGUCUCGGCUUUCCCCAAUGCCUUGGAGCAAUUGAUGGGUGCCACAUCGAAGUUAGGCCGAAUCCAGCCGAUGCAACCGACUACCACAACUAUAAAGGAUGGUAUUCCAUUGUUCUACUAGCUGUAGUGGAUUACAGAUAUCGGUUUUUAUAUGUGAACAUUGGUGCUCCUGGACGAUGCAAUGACUCGCAGAUAUAUAAUGCAUCGUUAAUGAAGCGAGUAAUGGAGGAGAACGAAUUACUGAAGGUCAGUAAGAAAGAAAUAGAUGGAGUACAAAUGCCUAUAUGCAUUAUUGGAGAUUCUGCGUUUCGCUUUCAAAGUGCAGAAGAGUAG